This is a messenger RNA of Zingiber officinale, 381 nucleotides long. RefSeq names its product protein LURP-one-related 8-like. The transcript has 2 exons. The record is from RefSeq and is a predicted model, not a curated record. The coding region runs from base 1 to 381 and encodes 126 amino acids. Lineage: Eukaryota; Viridiplantae; Streptophyta; Magnoliopsida; Zingiberales; Zingiberaceae.
AUGGCGAACGUUCAUCCCAAAACUGAAGUAUAUUGCAUAGUCGGCGGUGUCAAGGUCGCUAACAACGGAAAAGAUAAGAGUAGGGUGUUGACAAUGCGGAGGAAGUCUCUACUCUUCAGUUGCAGCGGCUUCACAGUUUUUAAUGAAGAAGGUAAUUUGGUCUUUCGAGUCGAUAACUACGACUCCGGCCGUGCCGGUGAGGUCGUGCUCAUGGACGUAAACGGGAAGUCUGCUCACCAUUCGAUGAAAGGUAAGCUGAGUCUUGAUGAGAAUUGGACAAGAUACGAUGGCGAGGAUGCUGUCGACCCUGUCUACUCCGUCAAGAAGCGGUAUGCGAGACACCUCCACAUAAAGUCCGCUCUCGCUCGAGUGGCGGCUUGA